Molecule: messenger RNA, 1104 nt
Organism: Daldinia vernicosa
Lineage: Eukaryota; Fungi; Ascomycota; Sordariomycetes; Xylariales; Hypoxylaceae
Exons: 2
Coding region: 233-856 (207 amino acids)
Source: RefSeq, a predicted model, not a curated record
ACUAACAUGUUCAAACAGGCACUUAUACCAGAUCGAUUUCCAUGGUUACUAUGAUAUGGCUUUUCCCUUCGCUUCUCGACCCGAAGGGGCACCAUACAGCUCCAUGACCAUCAAAGUGAAGCCCGCCUACACCUACAUACGCAAGAACAUCGACGAAGAGGAGAAAAAAUUUGUCCAAUGCCAGGCCGCCUAGAAAGAAAACCAGAUAGGGCAGCAUUUUUACUCGACCUUCAUGAGACUCCCCUUUCCGCCGUAUAUCAACAAGAUCGUGUGCAUCGGACUCGGCAACUUCAUCGCCCCGGACAGUGAUGAAGAGAACGAGCUUCUGACUCUUUCUAUGCUGAGGCAUGCGGCCGUGCUGACCGUCGCCGAGACGCUGUUCAAGCGAUUCGGCCGUUAUAUACAGAUUAUCGCGCAGGACGUUGACUAUACCCCUGACUGCGCGAUGGUACUAUCCAGAAGGGGGUUCUUCAUCAGAGGUCGAAAUGGAGCAGGCGGAUUCGCCGAGAUCGACGACAAGACAUUCGUGUUCGCCCCCUCUUCCAAUUUCUGCCUCAAGGAGAUCGUAGCGGAUAUCGCAAAACCCGCAGCUAUGUUUUGGAGCACGGUUUUGACACCGGAAGAGAGCGAGAAAACAAGUAGGGCCCAUCAACUUGUUACCUUCGGGAACCAUAUCACGUCUACAUGGAACUAUCCUAUCGCGGAUGCCGAUACACCCCGCGUGCAACUACUCGUCAAGGAGUACGAUGUAUAUCAGUUCCCGUGCACCAACCUAUUUGGAUCAGUGUCAAUAUAUGCCUUCAGAAGAACGAGCAUGGUUAACAUGAAUCAGAAGAUAGGACUUCUAAAUAAAUAGCUUUAGGACUGUAUUUGUUAUGGCUUGGAGGAUAGGAGGUCCACACGGAUAUAGCGUUGGUCGUGCAUAGCUUUUGGGCUGGUUCAUAUAAUAUUAGAUGGCCGAUGUGGUCACUAGCGGACGUAGGAAUAGAGUCAGCUUUCUUGUGUGUUUACUAGAUAUUCUCCGAGUUUGAACUUGGUUGACUCGGUGAAUAUAUAAGUAGCGGGCUAAAAGAAAAUAUAAAUUCUAAUACAAAUUGUUAAGAC